AAGGCGAGAGGAAAAAAAAAAAGAUCAGACUUUUUAAAUGUUUGGGAUUCAAGAUACUUUAGGAAGAGGCCCGGCUCUGAAGGAGAAAGCUCUGGGCGCCGAGAUGGAUUCGGUCAGGUCCUGGGUCCGGAACGUCGGGGUCGUGGACGCCAAUGUGGCCGCGCAGAGCGGGGUGGCCCUGUCCCGGGCCCACUUCGAGAAGCAGCCUCCGUCCAACUUAAGGAAAUCCAACUUUUUCCAUUUCGUGCUGGCGCUGUACGACCGGCAGGGGCAGCCGGUGGAGAUCGAGCGCACGGCCUUCGUGGACUUCGUGGAGAACGACAAAGAGCAGGGGAAUGAGAAGACCAACAAUGGCACCCACUACAAGUUACAGCUCCUGUACAGCAAUGGUGUUAGAACGGAGCAGGACCUCUAUGUGAGGCUCAUUGACUCGGUCACCAAGCAGCCCAUAGCUUACGAGGGACAAAAUAAGAAUCCUGAGAUGUGCCGAGUUCUCCUGACUCACGAAGUCAUGUGCAGUCGGUGUUGCGAAAAGAAAAGCUGCGGAAACCGAAAUGAGACCCCCUCCGACCCGGUUAUCAUCGACAGAUUCUUUUUAAAAUUUUUCCUCAAGUGCAAUCAGAAUUGUUUGAAAACAGCGGGAAACCCCAGGGACAUGAGACGGUUUCAGGUGGUGUUGUCGACCACGGUGAAUGUGGAUGGACACGUGCUGGCUGUCUCGGACAACAUGUUCGUCCACAACAACUCCAAGCACGGGCGGAGAGCGAGGAGGCUCGACCCGUCUGAAGCUACCCCCUGCAUCAAAGCUAUCAGCCCGAGUGAGGGCUGGACCACGGGCGGUGCUAUGGUCAUCAUCAUUGGUGACAACUUCUUCGAUGGUCUCCAAGUGGUGUUUGGCACCAUGCUCGUGUGGAGCGAGCUGAUAACCCCCCAUGCCAUCCGUGUGCAGACCCCUCCCCGGCACAUCCCUGGCGUUGUGGAAGUGACAUUAUCUUACAAAUCCAAACAGUUCUGCAAAGGAGCACCGGGAAGAUUCAUUUACACAGCACUCAAUGAACCCACCAUUGAUUACGGCUUCCAGAGGCUGCAGAAAGUCAUCCCCAGGCACCCUGGGGAUCCUGAGAGAUUAGCGAAGGAAAUGCUGUUGAAGAGAGCUGCUGACCUUGUGGAGGCCCUCUACGGCACACCCCACAAUAACCAGGACAUCAUUUUGAAGCGAGCUGCAGACAUCGCGGAGGCUCUGUACAGCGUCCCCAGGAACCCCAGUCAGAUCCCAGCUCUCUCCAGCUCCCCAGCGCACGGUGGCAUGAUGGGCAUCAAUUCUUACGGCAGCCAGCUAGGGGUCAGCAUCUCAGAGUCAACACAAGGAAAUAAUCAAGGUUACAUUCGAAACACAAGCAGCAUCUCCCCGCGGGGUUACUCCUCCAGCUCCACACCUCAGCAGUCUAAUUACAGUACCUCCAGCAACAGUAUGAACGGCUACAGCAACGUCCCCAUGGCCAACCUGGGUGUGCCGGGAUCCCCGGGAUUCCUGAACGGCUCCCCCACCGGCUCCCCUUACGGAAUCAUGUCCUCCAGCCCCACCGUUGGCUCGUCCAGCACGUCCUCCAUCCUCCCGUUUUCCUCUUCAGUUUUUCCUGCUGUGAAACAGAAGAGUGCCUUCGCCCCUGUCAUCAGGCCCCAAGGCUCCCCGUCCCCAGCCUGCUCCAGUGGAAAUGGAAAUGGAUUCAGAGCCAUGACCGGACUCGUCGUGCCCCCGAUGUGAAGCAGAGCGAGUCCUGCUUUCUCAUAGCACAAAACUACUUAUUCUGAUGGACCAAUAAUGAGGAAAGCACUCUGAGCUCUUUGGGGGAGAGUUGCGUCCCCCCCCCCCAAGUGGACGUGAUGGACAGAUCUGGGAAGGCAAAAUCCGUCAUCUUUCUUGGUCUCACAUUUCUCCUGUAGCUUUGCCAAUAGCUACACAAACUGACCCCUUUGGGGACCAGGACAAAAGAUGUCAUUGACAUGGUCAGUGCUGAGAGCAGAAAUGCAAUGCUUUGUUAUGAACAUUAUGGGGGGGAAAGAAAACCACCUUCCUGUGUUUGUAAAAUAUUUAAGAAAAAAAUUGGCAAACAAUUCAUGCUUAAUAUUUUGGAUACUAUUUGUUUUUCUUUGUAGGAAAAAAGUUGAAAGUUUCUAUUUUCUAUGAAGCCUUUCAGAUACCAAUUUAGUUUAUGCAGAAAAAAAAAACCAUUGAACAAAACAGGGUACCAGCAUGGAAGACUUUCUUAAAAAAAAAAAAAAAAAAAAGAAACCUGAAUUGAAUGAUGAAAUGUUGUAUGUGUGUUUCCUUAUAGUUUAAUCUCUUAAAAAAACAAAAAAGGGAAAAUUUUAAAAUGUUUUACAGUUAUUUAAAUAAAUAAACGUGUAACUUAUUGUAAGUAGCAGUAGAAAUUAAGGCCUUUUUUUUCUUUAAAGAAGAGAGCCAUUUCUCUUUCUGAUGUAAAAAGGAAACGAAUCAAACCUGUAGUGACAAGUCUUAAAGGUGUGUGAUUGUAACUACAGUUACUUAUUGGA
Dipodomys spectabilis (banner-tailed kangaroo rat) is the source of this 2556-nucleotide messenger RNA. It is a transcript of the gene Ebf2, whose product is annotated as EBF transcription factor 2. The record is from RefSeq and is a predicted model, not a curated record. Gene Ontology annotation, molecular function: RNA polymerase II cis-regulatory region sequence-specific DNA binding; DNA-binding transcription factor activity, RNA polymerase II-specific. Gene Ontology annotation, biological process: regulation of transcription by RNA polymerase II. Bases 38 to 1765 code for a protein of 575 amino acids. The transcript is spliced from 16 exons. Lineage: Eukaryota; Metazoa; Chordata; Mammalia; Rodentia; Heteromyidae.